CUGUGGUCUCGGUGGCACUGCAUGCAGCGCCGGCGAGCUGUGCCGUAUUGCGCCUCGAGCGACCAUAAGCUGCUAACAGUAACGAGAGGUUAAUUGCAUGCUUUGGAAAGCCUGCCUUUCUAUUCCCUGGAGGGUUCUGAAGCUUUUUAAACUAUUACACAGAACUCGACAAGAAGUCUUCAAAAAUGACACCAGAGCCCUUGAAGCUGCAAGGCAAAAGAUAAAUGAAGAAUUUAGAAAUAACCAAGAUGAGACAUCUGAAGAGAAGAUAAAAGAGCUUCUGAAAAUAGCUUCAGAUGUUGAAGUGAUUCUCAGAACUUCUGUUAUUCAGGCAGUUCAUACAGAUUCUGACAAAAUACUGCUGAUACCCAGGAAAGAUCUGCUACAAGACAACGUUCCUUACAUUGAUAAACCAACAAAAGCACAGGAAUCCUGAGGAUAAUAUGCUCCUCUCCCUAUAAGAUUAAUGUCCUGUAAUGAGAUCUCUGAAAACCAGUAGCAGAUACAUGUUACAAAGUUAAAUUUUAAAAAAGUUAAAUAUCAUUACCAGGAAAACAGAAACUGAAACCAAGUCAUAGAUUUUACUGUGCAGUGAUCUCAUCAUGCAUGUCUUCUGUGGAAGACACUAACGCUUGCACAGAAUCUCAAGAGGCACAGUUCUCUUACAAAUACACUGCUGAACUGUGUUACUUCAGCCAGGAAAUGUUUUUGAUUAUGACAGCCAUCAGAGAUAAUUUCUUAACAAUCCAGAGUGUUUUGAAACUAAAUAUAGAUUAAAUACUGUCCUUAAUUCUGGUAAUAUUAAAGUUUGUUGUCAGUCAUAUGCUGCUUUGAAGUAAUGAAAAAACAACUUGUGUCAUCAUUAAAUAUGUGCUUUGCA
Molecule: messenger RNA, 880 nt
Organism: Dryobates pubescens (Downy woodpecker)
Lineage: Eukaryota; Metazoa; Chordata; Aves; Piciformes; Picidae
Gene: LYRM7
Product: LYR motif containing 7
Exons: 5
Coding region: 98-436 (112 amino acids)
Biological process (GO): mitochondrial respiratory chain complex III assembly
Source: RefSeq, a predicted model, not a curated record